This is a messenger RNA of Protopolystoma xenopodis, 237 nucleotides long. The record is from the annotation of a GenBank genome assembly. Lineage: Eukaryota; Metazoa; Platyhelminthes; Monogenea; Polystomatidea; Polystomatidae.
AUGGCUGAUACGAGUAAGAUAUCCGUUGAGCUACGCGCUUGUUUGGCUGCUGGGGUGCGCGCAGGUGGUCUUGAGGCAUCUCUCUCUGCAGCUCGGUUGCAUGAUGGCUUUCCCUUAAGCUUGAAGGCAUCCAAAGCGCAAGCCGACUUUCUGCUUUGGGUCACUGAUACAGUGGACACUUUUGGUCUUGGAAAGGUGCAGUAUGAUGAUGUCGAAGCUGCGGAAUUCUUCAAUUAA